This is a messenger RNA of Acanthosepion pharaonis, 750 nucleotides long. The record is from the annotation of a GenBank genome assembly. Lineage: Eukaryota; Metazoa; Mollusca; Cephalopoda; Sepiida; Sepiidae.
AUGUCAUCCAUUUAUCUUCUGGGUCUCAUUUUUGAUUCCCUCCUCCUUGUUCUUUGUCACGUGACUCUUUCUUCUUCAUUUCAUUCUUUUUUUCUUCUUGUAGAUCUCAUUUGUGCUCGUCUUUACUUCCAUAACGCUUAUACUAAUCUCUUCUUUUUCCUUCAUUUUAAUUUUGCCUUAAUUUUCUUCUUGUUGACAUUUUUCUUCCUCUUCUUUUUUCAUUUUCCUCUACUUUUUUUUCAUGAUUUCACUCACACCCAUUCUCAUAUUUUCCUUCUUGAUUCCAAUAUUUCCUUUCCUUUUUCUUCAUUUAAUUCUUUUUCGUCUUUUUAUUUCCUUCUUGGUCCCAUUAUUCUCGAUUUUUUCUUUCUCUUCUUUUUAAUCUACUACUACUUUUUUCGUUUCAUCAAUUCAAACCCCAUUUUGUUCCUCGUCUCACUCUUUCCCUCUUGCUUUCUAUAUUUCACUUCGAGAUCUCAUUCCUUUUCUCCCGCUUCUUAUAGACGCCAUCCUUUCACUUUCUUCUUCAAGACUUCAUUUCUUUUAUUCUUCUUUCUAUCAUCUUCAUCUUUAUUUUCUACAAGUUUACGACGUUUCUAUUUUGGAUUUCAUAUCUUUUCAUCUGGCUAUUUCUUCUCUUUCAUUAAUCUUCUAUUUCUUAUGGAUUUGAUCUUUCCCUUCCUUCUUCUAAUUAUUCUUGACUUCAUCCUUUUCUUCUUCUUCUUCUUCUUCUUCUUCUUCUUCUUCUAA